Schistosoma haematobium is the source of this 9139-nucleotide messenger RNA. RefSeq lists its product as uncharacterized. Lineage: Eukaryota; Metazoa; Platyhelminthes; Trematoda; Strigeidida; Schistosomatidae. The transcript has 11 exons. The record is from RefSeq and is a predicted model, not a curated record. Gene Ontology annotation, molecular function: telomeric repeat DNA binding; telomerase RNA binding; protein binding. Bases 339 to 2474 code for a protein of 711 amino acids. Gene Ontology annotation, cellular component: telomerase holoenzyme complex. Gene Ontology annotation, biological process: nuclear-transcribed mRNA catabolic process, nonsense-mediated decay.
AUGAACUACGUGGUGCAAUAUUUGUGUGGUUGCGUUACAAUAAGCUCAUAAUUAUGACUAACGAACCUGACCCUCACCGAAUGUGGUGUGACCUUAAAGCCUAUAUAGAUAAAAAGCCACCAGAUACCUGUUCUGCUGCAACACAGGAUGAGUAUUUUGUAGGAAUCCAGAGUAGCUUUGUUCAGUUAAUCACACGUUUCCCUCUCUUCACCGUUGAACAUAAAAUAGAGCUAGAAAUGUGGAAUGUUCUGUAUAAAACUCAAAUUAACUCACUACAGUCGUUGUUAAACCAACGUUUAUCCGGUACCGGAAACAGUGGAUCUCUUAAAUGUUCUACUAUGGAGCUCAAACUUCGAUUGGUUUUAUUGUUAGAUCGUGCUUCAGGCAUCUAUUUCAAUCUUAUCUACCAAUUACUUCAACCAAUUUCUGAACUUCCAUGGCCUAAAGUGAUACUGGGUAUCCUUGCGAGCGUCGACGGCAUGUUAGACUCAGAGAAUAAUAAGAAGGGGAAACAUGUUUCCGAUUACCUUGAUCUAGAUCUGGCAACUUUUUCUGCCAACAAAACAUGCAGUAAAAGAAUGAAAGAUACUGAAUCAAACAAAUUUUUAUCAAUCACACAAGAAUCAGACACAAAUGUUAUUGUACCACGUAUACUAUCUAGAGGUGAUCGACUUCCGUCAGAGAUUGUGACAGUUUCCUCAAGUGUAGAAAACAGUAAAAUCAGCGGCCAAGAUAUAAAAUACCCCGACGAAAUAGAAAACGAAAAAGAAAAAAUUAAUGUGAUUACUAACCAAAAUUCUAAUAUUCACUGUUUGGAUCAAGAAGCAGCUGUUAUUUACCUAGUACAUCACUGUUUAGUUCAUCUUGGAGAUAUUGCACGGUACCGUCAACAGCCAAAUGUUGCCGCUGGUUAUUACCUUUGGUCUUGGGUUGUACACCCUGAUUCUGGUCAUUCUUUCAACCAGUUAGCUAUUUUAGAAGCAACUAAGCCUUUACCUAGAAGAUGUAUGGAUGCUUUAUUUUAUUACUAUAUACGUGCACUAGCAUGUCUACAUUCAUUUCCUGCUUCUAUGAAUAAUUUAUCGAAUGUAUUGUUGGACUAUUAUAAGUCAUUUGAUUUAUCUUCUAUAUGUUUUAAUGAUAAUAAUAAUCAUGAGAAACUACAUACUGAUUCAAUGAAAGAUGUAAUAUUAAGUGCAAAACGCUGGCCAAAAUUUACCAAUCAACGAAUACGAACACUUAUACAGUUUUAUGCAGCACUCCAUUUGCAUACAGAUCCUGUCAAACUGAUAAAAAUGGCUGAUGAUCUUUUCGAAAAUAUGAACAACUGGAAUAGAGUAGAAUUGAACAAAAAUCAGUUGAUACGUAUAUUGUGUAUUCAUUUCUAUUUAACUGACCAAUACUUAUCAGACACGAAAUCAAAUCUAUCAUCAUUUCAAACAAUAGAUGGAAAAUCUUUUAUGCUGAAUGAAUAUCAAACGGGCACCGCUCUACUCUUAUGUUUAACGAUUUAUUUAAUUAAUUGGAUUACUUCAAGUAUAGUUGGUAUUACAUCAGAAACAGUAUCAUUAAAUAAACAGAUUUCAAGUACCAUACCAAAUGAUGAAACAAUCACCAAUGUUAGUAACAACGACGAUGUCAACAAUGAUAAUAGUAAUAAUUCGAUCAAUAAGGAUGAUAAUUCCACCUUACUUGUUUCUUCGACUGCAAACAUUCAUCCUACUUCUAAUGAUAAUAAUAAAAUUGACAUAGCAGCAUGUAAACUGGAAUUAUUAAUUGCAUUGAAUUUAUUAUUCCUCUGGUUUCGGUCAAAUCGCUUCACUGAGAUUAAUGCAGGGAAUAAAUCAUCUUAUCAACUGACGGAUAAAUUAUUUCAAUUAUUAACUCCUACAUUCACUGAAAAUACAGUGUACUUUUUAAACAAUUUACUUAAAUACUAUAAGCCGUUAUUACGUGAUGUCGAUAAUCAUAAUGGUGGGCAAAAACAACCUACUGAUAUACCUGUACAAGUAAACAACAACAAUGAAAACACAAGUGAUAAUGUUAAUAGCAAAAUAAUCGAUGCUGAUAUUGUUGAAGGAGAACGUGAAAAUUCUUUUCUCAUUGAAAAACAUGUCGAUCCUUGUGAUGAUGAUAGCAACCGUGAGAGUGAAGUCCAUAACAUCACUCCCAUAGAUUGGAUUCGUUUGAUGAAGCUGCCUGAAAUGAUCGUAUUACAAGGUUUUCAACCACUUCAUAUACCAACACAACGUUCAUUAUGUAGUUCAUCAACAGAUUACAAUCCUGUACAUCCAUUCCUUCUUGAUUUCUCCAAUGAUAAACUAGAUGAAUUAAUAAUUCCAAACAACGAAAAUAUGCACGAAACUAGUGUUCCAAAGCCCAAAGAAGUUGGAUUGGAACGUGUCCUGUGCCUGUUAACAUCCGCUCGGUUGGUUUAUGUGCAUUCUUCUAAAAACGUUUCACUAAAUGUUUAAUGUAAACAAUGUUCUGCAAAUUUUUGUUUCUUGGAUUUUAAAUUACCACUAUGGUAGGAAAAAAGCAAUAUAUAUGUUCCAUUUUUCUUGAUUACCAGUACACAUAAAAUGCAUCUUCGCAUAUGUGUUUACUCAAAAGACAAUUGUAAGUUAGUAAUUACUUUACAGUUAUUGAAAUGAUCGUCUGACCGAUUGAUAUACAAAGUAUAGUAAUAAUUGCAAAGACAGUCCCAAUAGAAAUUGGUUUGUUAAGCGUCCAAACCAAACGCAACUCUUUACAAUACUAUUGAAAUCUAAAAGUCGGCACACGCUGAACCAAUUCUGUUUGUAAAUUAUAUCUUAUUAUUAGGUUGUUACUAUUAUUAUUAUAUUGAUUCAUAGAUAUUGUUAGAUAUUAUUUGUCAGUAUUAAGAAUCAUAACACUUGCAUAAAAUUACUGCAAUAAACAUAUCGAUGCUGUUUUAGUCAAUCUGUUUUAUUUUAUAUCAUCGUAUCACUUGUCGUUCUUAUCAUUACUACGUGUAUGUUUCCUCGUUCAUAUAUGUGUUUUUUUUUCGUGUACUAUUCACUACUUUCAAUCAUACCUCUGAGUAACAACUCUUUACAUUUUUGUUAUACUUCGUCCGCGGGUGCCAUUAGCCUCUCCAAUCCCCCUGUAAGGGUCUCAGAACCACAGUUGUGGGUCUGUUGAGUUCAGCUCACCGAUUUCUGUUGCGGAUGUGUUUUUUCAAUUAUUCUCAUACUUUGUAUAUCAAUCAACCCAGCGACUGUUACUACCAGGAUUCUCAGCAUUGUCUAGUUUCUUGGAGGCAGAACACUUUAUUUUAGCGCACAACUCAAAAUAUGCAACCAGCAAACAGUAAGAGAGAAGCGAGUGUAUCCAAACAAAUAUGUAAGCUGAUGAGUCAUACUCAACUAAAUAUGUAUCUAGAUGAUUUCAGCAAUUAACGUUUAAGUACGCAAACGAAAUGGCGCAUAUAAUACAUACAACUAUCCAUACUUAAUCAUGGAUCCACUUAUUAAUUACACACAGACUUAAGGCUUAAAAUAACUCGAUUUUUAUGUCAGUCACAAGUUAAUUCACAAGCUCAACUCGUUCGACCAUGUACAAACUUGCAUAUAUAUAUAUAUAUAUAUAUAUAUAUAUAUAUAUAUAUAUGAGCUGGUUCAGCUCAGAGACACCUUCAACAUCUUCGUCCUGAGAUACAAAUAUUUCCUACAAUACAUUCAUGUCGUUGUACUAAUUUAGUUUUGCAAUUUGGUCUUAUGCACUUAUGUGCGAUUCAUCCAAUCAAUUAGUCUGCAAGCAACCUAGGACCGGACAAAUAUUUAUUAUCCGUUCAAGUUGCUAGAGAUCUAAUUUGCUCAUUCAUAAUAACAUUAUUAUCACUAAGUGUUUUGUCUGUUGUUUUUUUCUAAUCUGAUAUUAUUACGUUUUGCUGAAAAUAGAUAUGUAGCUCUAAUGUUCCCAUCCCUAGUAAAUUGGAUUCCGAACUCUAGAGAUAAAAAUCCAGAUUCCACAGAAACAACUGUCUGGUUUGGUUCAUUCUGUUACAAAACUCAUUCCUCAAGCAAUUUAAAAGACAUGUUCAGUGUACUUAACAAACCUACAACUAUUACAGCUAUUAAUAGUAAUAUUAAAGAGACUCAGUCAAAUAAAACAACUUUAAAUAGCUUUGAAGAGCUACGUUACACCGACACUAAUCCUGUGCAUUUUAACGCUGUGCUUAACAAUAAUGAACAAGUUAAUCUUGAAGAGUCUGACAUACAAAAACCGAUAAACUUUGAUAUGUUGAAUGUAAGUAAAACAGUUGAUUAAACAUUAUUCUAAAAAUUAAUAAUUCCUUUAUUAUUGUAUUUCCUAUUACUCUGUGUUGAUGGAACUAUGACUUAACAGUUACAACACUCCGAUUUUAAGAACCAGAUCACAGGUAUGAACCCUCUUUUACUUCUGCCUGAGUAGUUGGACACAGACCUGUACUUGAUAUGCAAUUUCUAAGAGAAACACCUACAAAAUUUGGGUGUUCGAAGUGAAAAGCACCGGUUUUAGGACCCGAAAUAAACAGCAACACUGUGAUCCAGAUGCGUCCAGCAGACGAGUCCCAAGUAUGACGAAACGCACAUCCUGGAUUCCCAUGCUAGCUAGCAUCCAUCUUUGCCUAUCUACAAGGUUAUGUUUUGUUUAGAUCAGGGAUUUUAAAAAAUAUCAAGUGUAUUUAUGGAGAAAAUGGAUAGGUGAUCAUCAGAUAUAUAAAUACAUUAGGUAUAACUAGUCGAAAAGAAAUGCUCAAGUUUAAACUCUGUAAUUAAUCGUAAAAAAAUAAACGAAACUCCCAUCCAUAAAUCAAUCUACAAAGAAAUGACCUCUACGAUUCUGCUUUUCUUCGUUUAUCUCUUUUGGUUUAACCGUAUAGAUAUUCGUCAGUAUAGAGUUGCGGAGAUUGUUGAGCUUCAUUGAAAUCGUGAACCGACCUAUGUUAGACCACCACUGAAAACCUGGGAGCGUUAGACUACCGUUUUGUUCUAGUAUGGGACUCCUCGGCAAUUUAGGUAUUCACCAACGAUACUCCUAAUCCAAACUUUCUUCUAUACUUUGCAAAAAAUUAAAGUCAAGAACCUUACAGCCGAAAAUACUACAAAUACAAUAAGCUUAUCAAAACAACUAUUAGUGAGAGUUCGAAACCUCCGUUUGUUGAUAUUCAAGACUGUAAUCGAUCGGUCUCUGCUGUCAUAUAUGCAUUCUAAAUGGAUUACAUCAAUAUGUCGUCAUUUUUUAAAUCUCAAUAUAUUUGAUAUGCAGAACAAAAAAGAUACAUUCCAUUCUAUUUAGAACUUGUUAGGUGAAUAUACCUCCGCAGUAGAUAAUAUUUUGACUGUUCGAAGUGAACAUUACUACGUCUGAGUCUCAAUGUAAACAUCGACACUGAGAUUAAGGUUCACUUAGCUGACUAGUCCCAAAUAAAAUGAAAAGCUCAUUGUGAACACCCGAUGCCAGCCACAUACGAAAUAUACCAAUUACUAGGACAAUGUUAAUUAAAAGUUCAACUUUAAGGUUAUCAACCUUUAUUACUUGGAAUAAUUCCCUGAAUUUUUCACCGAUGACAUAAAGAUUUUUUCACCAUAGGUAGAAUUAGAUAGUUUGUUCAUUUAGCGCAACUCAUUUUUUUAAUAGACUGUUCAAUGUAUGCACUUCAUGUGUUUUUUCGCUUAACAGCAAUACCGUUCUAUAUCAAGUAUAUACCGGAUACUCUUAUUGUCUAACAUUGUUUAGUCUUAUCAAACCUUCAAAUAUUUAUAAGCAUUUCUAGAAAUUACAUUUCACUACUGUGUUCAUAUUUUAAUGAGAAGUAAAAAAACUGAAUCUGAUAUUAAUUAUUUGCCAUUUCUCUUUUUUUUAAUAAAUAUGAAGCCUAAUUUGCCUGAAUCGGCUCCUCCUUGUGGUAACGGCAAUGAACAAUUAUCUAAUAUCCCUGUAACUAUCCAUCAUAAAACAAUAAGAACUAAUUCAAUAAGUAAUCAAACCACAGAAUCAUCAUCUCCCGAAGUAACUACAUCAAACGAUUUUGUAGUAUCGUCAACUGCAUCAUCACUACCUUCCUCAUUACUAUCUCAUGUUGGGACCUCUGGUGGACUUAUCAUGAAUGCAGAGUUAGCUAAAUUUAUUCAAGAACAAGCCAGCCAGGUUGCAGCUAGACAACAACGAUUCAAUAUGCCUACUAAUUCCAUUAUUAAUGACGACCAGCAACAACUGGAUUCCACCGGAGCAUCCAUACCCACUACUGUUUGUGGAAAUUCAGAUGUUGGUUCUCUAAGAGGAAAUUUACCUAUGCCAGGAGUAGGAGGAGUAGAAACAUCUUUAUCAAGACUAAGCUUAAGCGCAACAUUCAAACGAAAUCUGCCACCAAGAUAUGCUAAAUUAUUACAAGCAAAAGAAUUACAAGAAAAAGAGGCUUUAAAAAGUCGAUACGGUCACCAAACGCAGAAAGAGUUAAGCUCAUCCCUACUGCCACUUGAUAAACCUGCUCCUUUAGCACGUAAAGAAUCGGAAGCACCCACAGACCUUAUUUGUUUAUUAUCAUCAUCUGAUGUAAACCCAGUUGUACUACAGCAUCUUCAUGAACAGCAUAUUCAACAACGGCCUCAAUGGUUUUAAAUUAAUUCCAUGAAUUAAGAAGAGAAAAUUAAGUAAAUGACAAUGACAACAUUAACACCAAGAUCUUAUUGAAGAAAAAGAAAUAGUAGUGGUAGUAAGAGGAACAGAAAAUUCCAAUGAAUUUAUUUGGAAUGUCUUCAACAUCAACAAUCCUGAGAUAUUAUUAUUCUGCACUAUUCUCAAAAAAAAACUAGUUCAAUGCCAUUGUAUAAGUUUGUUGAUUCGUAUGUUUUGUCGUUUUAGAAAACAAUUAAAUACUAAACUGUAUAUUGUAAUAAGUUAAGAUAGAAUUGCUUGUUUCCUGUUUUGUUAUUUUGUACUGUAUUUUUUAGAAUAAUGAGAUUUAUUUCACAUCUUGUUGAAAUUUGUAAAAAAGAAUUAAUUGGGAUUGUGAAUGUAAAACUGUUUUUCAGAUAAAGGUAUACAUAUAACUCAUGAGUGAGUAUAAGCGACGACAGCCAAGACGAAAGGCUUAUUUAGGUGGUAAUAAAUGUUGUGACUAGUAAUUCCAUUGAGAUAAACGCAACUCAAGUGUUUUUGUUCUAUUACAGAAAGAAUUAUAGAACAUUAGUUGUGUCAUGUGAUUUGUGUAGCCUGUUUACGUACGUACACAAAUCAUAAAAUAGAGGUAUGGUCUAUAAAGUAAAUUUCAAGAUAUUUAGAUACUAUUUUAGGCAAAUUUUAAAAACUGCACACUGUCCACUAAUAGCCUGAAGGUGAAUUUCACAGAGAUUUAUUACAACUCUCGUAACUCGCGAAAAGUCAGUCAUAUCCUAGAUAAGAAUAAAUGUCCAAAUCUAACGCUGAAUGAUAGUUUUGAUGUAUUACAUACUAAAUAAAGCAAUAGAUUUCGAUUUAGUGGGUCAAUAAUAUCUUGCUUGUUAUGUAGUCUGAAGCUCUGGAGUUUGAUUUCGUAUGUGAAUGUGACAGUACAAGACAUGCGUAAUACUUCUCCAGAUAGAGACGUUCCUGUGGAGAAAACCAUACAAAUGUAGGAAAACCAACUACCUAAAUAAUGAGGCGCUUUUUAUAAUAACUUAUUAAUCACCGUAUAAAAUCUAUGUAGAACAGACAACUCGAUUAACAUACAUUUGAAGUUUGGCGAGAUAACUAACCCGCUAAAUUGGGUUAGAAGUGUUAUAACUUGUUUGAAUGCUACUUGUUAUAUGUGGUCGUCGCUGAUUGUUGUGUCGAAAACGCUUAUCACUUACACUUGGAACGAGGGACCUCCGAAAUUCCCACGACGCGAAAGUAAAAACACAAAAACUGGUAUAAGUGAAUAUUUAUUAACCUCAAAACACGACGACAGAUUGAGAAUAAUUCAUCAUAUAUUAGGCGCAAAUCUGAUUAUCACUUCCAACAGUAAAACUUACGUUUGUUUUAGACGUCUAAACAUUUUUUUAAAUUAACCUUUUAAAUGGGUAUAAUAUUUUGUGAAACUUACUAAAAGUUUCGGGCUUAUCAUGUAGAUUUACUAACCGAAUGAGUAUUAUCAUGAAAUAGAUGCCCAUAAGUAGUUAGUCUCAAGUUAUUAUUCAAGAUUAUAAACCGCUUUCCGGUUCAAAUAGACUAUUAGGGUUUCAUAAAUAUUGCACGUGUCCGAAUUAGAGUUAACAGUGAGAUAUCCGGACUUAAAUAAAUGACUGGUUCGAAAUUACGAAGACUAGCCAGUUAAAUUCAAAUACUCCAAGUUAUUCGUCAUAUAUACCUGUUAGUCUGGUGUGUGUGCCACUGACAUCGACAGAUAUAAGUAGUAUGUAUCAUCAAUCGAAAGUGAAAUGCCUGGCGGCAAAAGAUUGAGAAGAUCGAAGGAAAGAGAACGAGAACAGAGAAUGAUUGGUGUGGAAACGAAAGAACAACGAAGUCUGGGACGAUUGAUAGACAUUUUGCAAAUGAAGUAUUUAUUGUAUGGUUCUCAAAUUUUACUAAGAGAUUCUGUAAUUUUGUGUACAAAUACUUCCGGUUAUUCCCACUGGUGUUUUCGUUCACUAUAGUAGAACUAAUAUGUGUUAAGGCUAACAGGCAUACUUUAUUUAAAAGGUUGGGAGAAAAUAUUUUCUGAUGGUAACCGAAGUAUGGAUCGACUUUGCGAACACGGUUGUACGCUAGUUUACUUCCCAUGAUCCAAUAGUAAUGCGAAUGACUGGUCCUCCCCUAUAUUUUAAGUCUCAAACCCUGAUUAGAAAUAAGGUAUUUUCUCAUGAUCAUAGCAACAGCUUAGAACAAGCUUUUAGCCAUAUUUAUCCCUAUUCUACGGUACUUACAAAUUAAAAAAUGGAUCACAUUGAGAAUUAACUCGAAAAUCUGAGGGACGAACUAUUUUUUCAUUGGAGGGGAUAGCAGUUUCAGAAGGAACAGUUACCUGAUUACUUAUCUACACCUGUUACCCCUCGUGAAGGAGCAUAGGCUGCUCGCUAACAUUUUCCAUCCAACUCUGUCCUGGGUAAUCCAUCCCAGUUGAUAUUCAUCCCUAUGAUGUCUGCGUCUGAUUCCUGACGCAGUGUGGUCUUUG